This is a messenger RNA of Darwinula stevensoni, 372 nucleotides long. The record is from the annotation of a GenBank genome assembly. Lineage: Eukaryota; Metazoa; Arthropoda; Ostracoda; Podocopida; Darwinulidae.
AUGACAAAGGAAUUCCGCAUAGUCAACGAACCGAAAUUCAUGGAUGAGUACAUCCCAGCAGGAAUCUUUGGAGGCCUUACAUUUCAGGAUGUGGAAAUAAGUUGGCACCAUCCACCAUCACACCAGUCUCAGCGCAAUGCAUUUCCCCUUAAGAAAAUCCCCCCUAUGGCAAUCCUUCCAUUUCAAAACAGUCUAGUGAAUCUCACCAUUCAAUCUGGGAAUUUAGAAGACUUCCCAUUCCAUAGUCUUCAUGCAUUCAAGUUUCUGAAAUAUCUCGACCUCUCCUGGAAUUCAAUAACUUCAGUCCCAACCCUCAAGAGCGAGAGCAUCUUGAUACUGCAUCUUCGGAAUAACAAGAUUACUCGAUUGGAG